UAUAGUGCUUUCAGAGUUUGAUUAAUUUGGUGGUGAAGCCGAGCAGUACUGGCACCGGAGAGGAAGCUCUUGCUUCCAGCCAGGUCUGCGGAGCUUCGAUCCUGAGGAAAGCAUGGCCCUCCCGUCGCCGGCCGGCAUCGCGAAGCCCGGGCUUCACCUGCUCUUUAACCACAAACGCGCCAGCUCGUCCGUCACUUGCUGCAGCUACAACGGGCGGUCAUCUGAGCCCGGGGACGGAGCGGCGCCGUGCAUGGACGCCGUCGACUGGCGCUCGUUCCGAGCGAAGCUCGUUCUGAAAGAGCAGUACGCGAAGAGCGUCAACCCGGCGGCGGCCACCAUGCCGUCGCAACCGCCGCCGAAAAUCGCCGACAAGUGGGCGCACCCGCUGAUGGAGCCGGAGAAGGGGUGUCUCCUAAUUGCGACGGAGAUGCUGGACGGGUCGCACAUCUUCGAGCGCACGGUGAUCCUGCUGCUCUCCGCCGGGGUGCUCGGGCACGUAGGCGUGAUCCUGAACCGCCCGUCGCUCAUGUCCAUCAAGGAGGCGCAGUCCAUCUUCGCGGAGACGGACAUCGCCGGCGCAUUCUCGGGCCGCCCGCUCUUCUUCGGCGGGCCGCUGGAGGAGUGCUUCUUCCUGCUGGGCCCGCGGGAGGCCGGCGCCGACGACGUGGUCGGCCGGACGGGGCUGUUCGACGAGGUGAUGCCGGGCCUGCACUACGGCACGCGGGAGAGCGUGGGGUGCGCCGCGGAGCUUGUGAAGCGCGGGGUGGCCAGCGUUCGGGACUUCCGCUUCUUCGACGGGUUCUGCGGGUGGGAGCGGGAGCAGCUGCGGGACGAGGUGAACGCCGGGUUGUGGCGCGUCGCCGCCUGCAGCCCCGCCGUGCUCAGGCUCACCAGCGUCGUCAAGGGCGGGCUCUGGGAGGAGGUGCAGGAGCUCGUCGGAAAGAGGAGGGUGUGGUGA
Molecule: messenger RNA, 958 nt
Organism: Lolium rigidum
Lineage: Eukaryota; Viridiplantae; Streptophyta; Magnoliopsida; Poales; Poaceae
Product: UPF0301 protein Plut_0637-like
Exons: 2
Coding region: 113-958 (281 amino acids)
Source: RefSeq, a predicted model, not a curated record